GCCGGAUGAGGGAGGAGGUAGAGGGAACGGAACAAUGGUGGGGAUUGAAGGGUUGGUGGAUACGGCGGUAGAGGUGGUAGGAGUGGAGGAGGUCGGCAGGGGGGUGUUGCUAGAGGCAGCUGUGGAGGUUGGAGUGGUUUGCACUGUGGAGGUUGGAGUAGUUUGCGUGGUGGUGACGACCGUGAUGGGGGGGGUGGUCCCUUCGAGCGUGGUGACGCGAUCGCAUAAGGAUGACACGUUGGCCUUUAUGUCGUCGAGAGAGGCGGUGACAGAGUUAAGUGCGUGGAGGAUGGCAGAGAGGUCGGGGGUGGCGGUGUUUGCUGGUGGUUGUUCGCCGGCGAGGUUGCGGGCGAUGCUAUCGACUGAGUCGGCGCGGAGAGAGCCCAUGUUGAUGCUGGAAGCACCGUCGGCCAUUGGGGUGGACGAAUGUGAGGCGGCGAGGGAAGACGGGGGGGAGGAUGUAACAGCAGCAGGGGAGGCGGUAGCAGCAACAGCAGCAAUGGCAGCAGCGGCGGCCGCGGCAGCGGCGUUGGCGGCGGCGCGUUGGGAGUACAAUUUAUCGGAAAUGCCUAUACAGUUGUACCGUGUACGGAGGCGAAGUCCAGAAACAGAGUAAGUAAAGGAAUAAUGAAUUCUGACCGAUAUG
Molecule: messenger RNA, 646 nt
Organism: Chara braunii
Lineage: Eukaryota; Viridiplantae; Streptophyta; Charophyceae; Charales; Characeae
Source: the annotation of a GenBank genome assembly